Messenger RNA from Bombus pyrosoma, 1972 nucleotides. RefSeq lists its product as uncharacterized. NCBI's taxonomy places the organism in Eukaryota, Metazoa, Arthropoda, Insecta, Hymenoptera, Apidae. Gene Ontology annotation, biological process: double-strand break repair via homologous recombination. Gene Ontology annotation, molecular function: single-stranded DNA binding. The transcript has 7 exons. Gene Ontology annotation, cellular component: Shu complex. The record is from RefSeq and is a predicted model, not a curated record. The coding region runs from base 841 to 1569 and encodes 242 amino acids.
UCUGUCCAAUACGGCAGAGGACUUACGCCUCCAUUUCUGUAGAUUAUGCGUAUACAUUGUAUCAUAAUCCUGCGUCCGCGAUUUACCGCAGGAAUUGAAUAUUCCUUGCCUGAAAUUUGUCAGAAAAUCGGGAACAAUCUGAUGGAGUUCUAUCGAGAAAGAGCGUUCUGAUUGGACGAUCUCAGCGCCUCUCCUUGAAGUCAAAGCAAACUUUUAUGUAAAAAGAAAGAGACUCCUUCUUCUCUGGUUUUCAUCGUGGUGUUGUAAAGAAAAAUCCACGGGGAUAUAAAAAUAGAGUGCGUGAGAAAGCUGAAAAAGCGAUAUAGGAAUAGGAAGACAAUGCUGUAUAGAGACCUAUUCGUGCAUAUUCGCUACAUAUUCAUAUAAUAAAUAUAUUCGUUGCAAAUACUUUCUAUAUUUGGGAUAGACCUAAUUACUGAAGGAAAGAAAGAAAUCAAUCGUAUCUCCGACUGCGAUAAUUAUAUAACCUACAUAUACAAUUGGAAGAUUGAAGCACAGUAUGUUCUCUGUAAAGUCUAAUGUGAAAUCGACGUUGCUCUGUGGACCAGCAGAGUUGAGUAAAUCUUUUAUGUUUGAGAACUGUAGAAUGAACAUGGAAGAAAUAGUGGCGAAAAAAAUAUUAAACGAGUCCUUGGAAUUCUCUUGCGUAGCCCGAAUGUUAAUAAACAGAAUUUGAUAACAUACUUUAAAAAAUUACAAAUGUGAAACGUUGACCCAUAAUGAGAUAAGUCUUUCUAAGUAUCGAAGCAUAUUUGAAAUGUUUCCUCCGCCUCACGAAGACGUACAAGGAGUGGUGGGGAUAUUAAUGGCCAGUUAGCAAUGCAGGGUUUCCGUCAGUUAGCAAAGCAGUGCUGUAUACAAUAUAUAGCGCCUAUAACACAUGAAAACAUACAGAAACAUGAUAAGAUUGAUACGUUGUUUCCAAAUCUCAAAAGCAUUCUAAAUGUUAGCAUUAAAAGUCAACAUCAUUGCACGGUAGCAAUUUACUGGGCCGAAGAAGGACGCCGCGUCGUUUACAUUACACCAACUCCGUUGGAGAAACUGCCGAUAGCCUGUCACGAUAGAAGUAAUCCAGCACCCGCGGCUUUCAAGCUGAUGAGAUUUAUGUACUUGGAGGACUAUAAGGCUCUCGCAAAGCUGCUCAUCCAGCUACACACCUUCGCCACUUUGCCUUCUGUGCUCUUGAUCGACGACUUCGACGUCUAUACCGGUAGCUAUAAAGAAAGUGAGGUGUUGCAAGAUGUACACACUGCCAGAACGUGUUCUUUGAUUCUCGACACGAUGAAUUCUUGCGCGCAAAUCCUGAAAACCAACGUACAUGUGUGCGCUUGGUCCUCUUCCGCGUUGCAAGACAUUAGCCCAUACGCGAUAUACUUCAUCAACAUUUGGAGUAUAACAGACGAAAAGGAGAGUAAUACAAUAUUGCUGCAAAAAUACAUGCAGAAAACUCCCACUGAACAGUGUCCGGCCUAUAAAUACUGUAAACUCGAAGAUGGAACGAGAGUGUUGAAAGAAGUUCUGUACGAAGCUACGAGGGAAGAAACUUAGAAAUUCAUUUUGGGAUUACUGUUAAUUAAUUUUAAGAAUAUUAAGAAUACUGAGCAGGAUACGUAUUUAAGAAGAGUAUUUUACAUAAUGUAAUAAUAUAGUAGGAUUUUGAUUGGUCUAAUACAUUGAAACGGUAGAUUGUGUUUCUGUAUUUGACUCGCAUUUGAUAUUUUGCUUACAUUUCUUUUUAUAUAAAAACUCUAUUUAAAUAAUUAAUAGUUGAUUUACAAUUUAUUUAUUAGUCAAACAAUCGAUAUUUCAACGUAACAUAAUUUCAACUUUUCUAUUUAUAUCCUAUUUAUAUUUUCUAUUUUCUAUUUCUAUUUAUAUUUUCCAUGUAUGUUUGAUGAAAUACAUUCGCUGUAAUUUAAAAAGUAUUAUAUGCUAUAACAGUAAAACGAUA